AUGGGGUGGAAGGGGGAUACAGGGGGGUUUGGGGGUGCCCGGGGGGUGCCGGUGCUGAGGUUUCCCCCCCCCUGCCCGUGGGACAGGUUGCACAUUGGGAAGGGGGUGCAGCUGGAGUGUCGGGGCGAGGGCGACGUGUGGCUGCGGUGUCGGAGCGACCACCCCAUCUUCCUCCAGAGCUACCACCUGGACAGGGAGGCCGGGAGGGCCCCCGGAGACGCCGUCCACAAGGUUUACCCCCGAGCGUACAUCAAGGUAUUUGACCUGCGCCAAUGCCACCGGCAGAUGCAGCAACAAGCGGCCACGGCCCAGGCAGCCGCCGCCGCUCAAGCGGCCGCCGUGGCCGGCACCAUCCCAGGCCCCGGCUCGGUGGGAGGCAUCGCCCCCGCCAUGGGGCUGUCGGCGGCGGCGGGGAUCGGGGUGGACGACCUGCGGCGACUCUGCAUCCUGCGGCUGAGCUUCGUUAAGGGCUGGGGGCCCGACUACCCCCGGCAGAGCAUCAAGCACACGCCGUGCUGGAUCGAGGUGCACCUCCAUCGCGCCCUGCAGCUGCUGGACGAGGUCCUGCACACCAUCCCCGUCGCCGAGCCCUGA
Calidris pugnax (ruff) is the source of this 594-nucleotide messenger RNA. Its product is annotated as mothers against decapentaplegic homolog 4-like. The coding region runs from base 1 to 594 and encodes 197 amino acids. Lineage: Eukaryota; Metazoa; Chordata; Aves; Charadriiformes; Scolopacidae. The record is from RefSeq and is a predicted model, not a curated record. Gene Ontology annotation, cellular component: heteromeric SMAD protein complex. Gene Ontology annotation, molecular function: I-SMAD binding; RNA polymerase II cis-regulatory region sequence-specific DNA binding; DNA-binding transcription factor activity, RNA polymerase II-specific. The transcript has 3 exons. Gene Ontology annotation, biological process: regulation of transcription by RNA polymerase II; BMP signaling pathway; SMAD protein signal transduction.